GCACUAUGAUGACUUAUUACCCAGCAGAAAUUAACUCAGACGGAUCCAUCUCUGUGAUCCUUCGUGUUAAGUUUAACUUCCAUUCUUGCCAAGAUGGUACACUUACCUGCACAUUUGGAAACUGUGGUGUUGAAAGUACGGUUCUUGUAAAUACCAAGAUUGAGGAAGUGAGUGGUUCUUGGUGUCAGAGCGAAAAAAUCACAACUCAGCUGCUUCCCAACAACUCUCCAUUUUGGAUUGCGUUUACUGGUGGAGAUUGGUUAGGUAAUCGUCAAAACAUUAGAUCCUGGAGAGCAGUGACUGGUGUUGAACUGAGGACCCGAUCCGACACCAACAAACCCAACUCAUCACCACAAACCACCAUCUUUUCAACUCUGAGAGUUCCUUCAAAUUGUCAGAGAAAUAUUAGCCUGUUGGCCUUUGACCCCGAUGGAGACGAGGUUAAAUGCAGAUAUGCCAACAUUUCCUUGUCAGAGUGCGAGACUCCCUGUACACCUCCAUCUGUUCUCAGCCUCUCACCUACCUGCAUCCUGUCAUUCAGAGCAGCUUCCAGCAGUGAUGAAGGCUGGUACGCCGUCCAGAUGGUGAUGGAGGAUUUUCCCCGACAACCCGUCACUCUGACUCAGACUAACGGGUCACAGGAAGUGAAAACUACCAACGAUCCAAUCAGCAAGAUUCCUGUCCAGUUUGCUUUUCAAGUGGAUCCUGCUGCUCUUUCCUGCACAGACGGCGUUUAUCUGCCCAGAUUUGUGUCUCCAACUCCAGAACAUGGAGCUCGGUUCUACAGCCCAGUCAAUCAGACUCUGGAGAUCAAGAUCAGAGCAGAAGCAGCUCAGUCUAACAUCGAUGGGGUCCUGUUCAGCGGGCCGUACAACGUGGUCAAGAAUUCGUCUGGAUCAGGGAACUUCACCCUGAAGUGGACGCCAUCUUUAAGGGAAAAUGGGCAGAGCCACCCCAUCUGUUUCAUUGUCCAAGCAAGUGUCUCCAGUUCUACCUACCAGUCUGAGCUUCGCUGUGUUAUUGUGACGGUUGAAAAAGUUCUUCCAGCUCAUCUUAUGGUUGUGAAGCUGAAGAUCUCCACUACACUGUCACUGAAAGACAAACGAGACGAAAUCGAGAAAGCGAUUAAAGGUAAUCUGGUUGCAGGAGGGCUGCCUGCAGACAUAAAGGUUCACCUGCGCAGCUUCGGUCCAGCUAAUAAAACAUCCGCCCCCUAGUGGCCAAAUAGGAGAAUGAAUCUGAUCCCUGCAGGAAAUAUGAUUUCAUCUGUUUUUACUUCUUGUAUAUUUUAAAUAGCUACUUCAGGGAGUUAUGGUUGCUUUCAGUAAAUUUAGUUUGUAUCAAUAGUUUUUUUAAAUUAUAAAAUAGGGAAACUUUCACAAAUUAUUAUUUUAUGUUAUCAAUAUAAAGUAAACCAAUGUAAAUAAGGUCAAUAUUUGGCAUCAAGUUUUUAUUAAAGCGGAUAUUUACCGAGGGAUUUCUGCUCUGUGUUCAUGUGUAGCAUUUGUAUCUCUGGGAUUUUUAUUCAGUUUAAUAUCUUAAAUGCACUGUAAAACA
Molecule: messenger RNA, 1557 nt
Organism: Gambusia affinis (western mosquitofish)
Lineage: Eukaryota; Metazoa; Chordata; Actinopteri; Cyprinodontiformes; Poeciliidae
Exons: 10
Coding region: 6-1217 (403 amino acids)
Source: RefSeq, a predicted model, not a curated record